GCGCUGCCCCGGCGGCGCGGCGGGAUGUCGGGUACGGCGUUUGAUAGCUGUUUUGUAGCCAUUUUAAUAGCUUUAUCGUGUUUGUGGUGUUAGAGCGUGUGCUGCCACUUCUCCGUAAGUAGUUUCCUUGCUUUUCACCGGCUGUCCCUCAGGGAAUUGUUUGGAGCCCUCGGGUUACAAGUUGCGGUGGCAACUUCGGGGGAGGGUGUUGGUGGAGUAGCUUUGGCAGAGUUGGAACGGUAAUUUUUUUUUAAAUCAAAGUUAUUCGUAUUUGCUAAAUUUCGGCUACAAAAAGAGUUUUUGCCACCCUGACUGAGAGAAUUUGCCAGGGUUAAGGUGGAUGCGAAGAGUCACAGAAAUAUUUAGAUGCUUAUGCUCUUUAAGCCUGUAAGCAAGUCUUUUUUCAGAGAUGAGAAUCAAUGGCAAUUUUACUGGAAUGAUUCUAGACUCUCUAAACACAACUGUGAGAGCUUGAUUAAUUCUGAGGGUGCUGAAACACAGACGGCAGAAAAUCAGGCUUUCACAUUAUAAAGGUGAGGAGCACUUUGCAAGAACUCCUUCAUUCGUAUCACGCAUUCAUGAAACUGUUGGUUAUUUUUAUAUUUGUCUAUACAGUCUAACACUGAUGUGCUCCUUCCUCCCUCAGUGUUGUGAUUAUUUUGACUGUUAAAUUCAAAAACAUGUUUUCAUGCUAUGAGGUACCCUGAGCUACUUUGUCUCAGAGCACUUUCCAGGACAAUAUUACUUUUUGAAAAUAAAAUUCAGCUUUUCCUAGACAGAAAGAGCAUUGCAGGAAUAUUAUUUCUACAAGGACAACAGGAAUUUUUGGGUUAUCUGAAAGACCAAUCCAUGAUUCAGUAUCACACACUGGGUUGCAUAGUUCCUCAUUCCUUAAACUGCUUUAAAACUUUAAACUGCCUUUAAAGUUUAUCUUCACAGGUGAGAAGUGACUGUUUACUUUUAGGAACACAUGGAGUUGUUCUGACAUUGCAGUUAAUUACAUUUAGGAAUGUUUUAUAAUUGCAAUCUGCUGAGCACCCAUCUGUGAUGUAUUAUCACAGAAAUUACUCUUUUAGGAGGUCUGCUUAGACUGUGGUCUUUCACUUGAGCUGUGAGGUUUUUGGUCCAGUCCAGGUGUGGCACAUGUAUUCCCAGAGUCAGUGUGGGUCCUGUGAAAGUUUAGUUGCACUUUGUUCCCACAGUGACAAAUUUAGGAUGACACAGCCCCAGGUGCUCUCCUGUGAUUAACAGAUUCUCCAGAUGAAGUUGUGGUUGUCAUCCAGCACUCAGGAACAUGCUCUGCAUUGUAUUGUUCCUGUUGUGAAUCUGUACACCUCCUAUUGUUCAUAUAGUGUCUGAUUCUGAAGUAUUUGUGGAUUUUUUUUUCCCCAUUUCAUGUAUCUUUUUGCACUUUUCUCUGCACAGAAACAUUUCAGGCUUUCUCCAGGCAGGUUUGUACCUGGCAACACCAUCUACUCCUAACUCUCAAACUUCAGCUGUUGUCUUAGGCCAGCCUUACGCUGUCCUCACUCACAUCAACAGUCCUGGUAAAGUCCAUGGAAACAGCAAAUUUAAGCAACAGGAGGCAUUAGAUGAGAUGUCAGAAAAACAGCCUCACCUUCAUUACUGACCUGCUGCAUGACCUCAGGCAGAUCUUUUAUAGCCCCUAGAAGGGUGUAGGUGAGAUGAGCAGGAUGAUGGAGGUGGUGGAGGUGCCGCCAGAGGGGUAUUCCCUGAUCAAAGCCGUGUACCAGAGACGCCUCCGCCUCACCAGGCUGUUGAUCGAUGGGGGUGCCUACGUCAAUGAGAGCAACAGCAGAGGCGAGACCCCCCUCAUGGUUGCUUGUAUGACUGAACAUGUGGACUUGCAGAGUGCCAGCAAGGCCAAGAUGGUUAAGUACCUGCUGGACAACAAGGCUGAUCCGAACAUCCAGGACAAAUCCGGGAAGACGGCCCUGAUGCAUGCAUGCUUGGGCAGAGCGGGCCCAGAGGUGGUGUCUCUGCUGCUCAUGAGUGGGGCUGACCCAAGCCUGCCUGACCACUCCAACUGCUCUGCUCUCGUGUACGCAAUAAACUCUGCAGACAGAGAGACCCUAGAGGUUCUGCUCAACGCUUGUAAGGCACGAGGGAAAGAGGUGAUCAUCAUCACCAUGGACAAAUCUGCAUCGGGGAGGCAGGAAACUAGACAGUACCUGAACAUGCCUCCCCCAGAGCUCGGGGAGUGUCAGUACCCAACUGCCUGCACCUCCCCAUCGGAAAUAGAACCCAGUGAGACUCCAGAGGGACCAUUCAGCUUCAGAGAGCUGUAUCCUCCACGGGAGGAGGACAGCUUAUCUCAAACAGGGUCACUGAUGAUGAAGCCCAGCCCGAUACAGGCCCGGUUCAAGCUGACCCAUGUGCAGCAGCUGGAGCGUGAGCCUUGGGUAAAGUGCUGCCCAGCAGUGUUUCACCAGAGGAAAAUUGCUUCUUCACAGGAACUUCAGAGUAUCACUCCCAUAGAAAAGCUCUCUUGUAAAGUCAGUGGCCUUGGCUUAUCAAAGAGAGUCAACACCAGUCCCCGAAGUAUUGACAGGAAAGACACUGCUCAUGUAUUCAAAACCUCUGAUGAAACUGGGUCCAGGAAACCACCACCUGACAAGAUAAACUAUCAGACUCCUUUUGUUGAAGAGAAACAUAACCCCAGUGUGAUUCCCAUGGGUCAGAGUGUCAGUCUGGGACAAAUCAGCUUAAUUUCAAACCUCAGCGGUUUUUUCAGGAACAAAAAUGCAAAAACAGGUCACAACAGUUCUGAUUCUCAGUUAAUUGCUGGUCUAAGUCCUGCUGCUGCUGCAGAAGACAGUAAGUCAGCAAUAGGAAAGAAAGAGAUUAUUUCUCCAUCUCACUCCUUGUUACCAAGUUCUAGAGAAGUUCUGGAGAAAAUGCCUUCUGUUACUGUGAAAGGCAGAAAUCAGGCUUUCCCAGAAGGACAAGGGUCAGGAGCCUUAGCAUUGGAUCAGACAAGGCCAGAUUUUCUGCCACCCCUGAGUGUGAACCCUUGCCCCCCAGUUCAAGAGCUCACUGUCAUAAACACAGUUUCUGGGAUGAUUUCUUGUGGGCAAACACAGUUAGGGCCAGCAGCACCUGCUUUUCCUAGGAUGACCAAAAACACCAAUCUGCUGCGCAGGAGGCCGUAUGAGCAGAUUACAGUCUGAGCAGGUUAAGCAAUUACUGAAUCUUUAAUGGGGGAUAAGGGGCUACAAACUCUUUGAUAUGUAAAUAUUCACUGCACUCCCUGAUUGUAAUGGUGCAUAUCACAAAGUAGAGCCGGUCUGUGAUGUAAAGCUCUGUGCCUUGGGAUGAGUCGAACAGCUUAAAGACUACAUGAAGACAUAAUUAAUGAAUGAGGCUGCUUUCUGCAAACUGAGGAAUAUUUAUUUUCCUGGUUUUCUAAGAUUUUCAACUUACCUGUGACAGACUGAACCCACAAUGCCUCUUAAGCACUGCAGUUGUAAUUGUACGUUGUAAAUAUGACUCCUAGAUUUUCCCAAACAUGUACUCUUUUUGCACCAACAGAGGUCAUACACAUGGAGUUUGGGAACCUGAAACAGUUGACUGUGAUGCUGGACACCAGCCUGACUGUCCAGGUUGUACAAUACCCAAAAAACUCAGACACCAGGUGUACACAGGCAAUGUCUCCUGCUUCUAUGACUUCACUCCAUGUAAACAGUUAAUAAAAGUCAUGUUGCAGA
Pseudopipra pipra is the source of this 3728-nucleotide messenger RNA. It is a transcript of the gene ANKRD34B, whose product is annotated as ankyrin repeat domain 34B. Gene Ontology annotation, molecular function: protein binding. The record is from RefSeq and is a predicted model, not a curated record. The transcript has 2 exons. Lineage: Eukaryota; Metazoa; Chordata; Aves; Passeriformes; Pipridae. Bases 1686 to 3191 code for a protein of 501 amino acids.